Molecule: messenger RNA, 2052 nt
Organism: Stegastes partitus (bicolor damselfish)
Lineage: Eukaryota; Metazoa; Chordata; Actinopteri; Pomacentridae
Gene: f2r
Product: coagulation factor II (thrombin) receptor
Exons: 2
Coding region: 204-1487 (427 amino acids)
Biological process (GO): positive regulation of blood coagulation; phospholipase C-activating G protein-coupled receptor signaling pathway; blood coagulation
Cellular component (GO): plasma membrane
Molecular function (GO): thrombin-activated receptor activity
Source: RefSeq, a predicted model, not a curated record
UUGAAGAAAAAAUAUUUUGUCCACUGGUACGUAUUAUUUCUCUGUGAAGGGGAGGAGAUGUGCAGUGACGAGGAGGCGGAGUAUCCUCACUGGCCUGCAAUAACUUGUUAGAAUCUGAUGGGGAAAAAAACAUUUGAGUGACUCUUCUGGCAAACAUAAUUUCAACUCACUUGUUCAAUAUUUGGGGGAUCUACAGCGAAACCAUGCUUCACCUGUCUGUAGGCGUCUUUGUUCUGUUUUCUCUCCAAAGCUCUGCACUCCCUUCACAAAAUGGCUCCGUUCUCCUCCCUCGGACUUUUUCUGGUCACUUUGUAACGGUCACUGAUGAGCCUAUGGACUACAUUGACUUGUCUGCAUUAGACCUUUUGGGGGAUGAUGGAGGUUCUGGUAUUGGUUCUGAACAGGAGCCUGUGAAAAAACGCCAUCAUCACGCACAGAAGCACUUUCUUGUCUCAGAAGAAGCCAAAGGAUUUCUCCAGGGUCGCCUGGCAACGAGCUUCAUCCCGACUGUUUACACCCUGGUCUUCAUCAUCAGUGUGCCCCUCAACCUCGUUGCCAUGGUAAUGUUUGUGCGUCACAUCCGUCCCAGGAAGCCGGCAGUGAUCUACAUGCUGAACUUGGCCUGUGCGGAUCUGCUGCUCGGCCUGCUCCUUCCCUUCAAGAUCGCCUACCAUUACCAUGGCAACAACUGGAUCUACGGCUCCUUCAUGUGCAGAGUUGUGACUGCAGCCUUCUACUGCAACAUGUACUGCUCCGUCCUCCUCAUCAUGUGCAUCAGCAUCGACCGCUUCCUGGCUGUAGUUUACCCCAUAAACUCUCUGACGUGGCGAAGCCCUCAGACUGCUUCAGCUGUGUGCGCUGCCAUGUGGCUCCUGUCUCUGGGAGGAGUUUCCCCCCUGCUGGUCACAGGACAGACCGUCCAUUUAUCAGACCUCGGCAUCACCACCUGCCACGAUGUGCAGGACGUGGAAAAAUUGCAGGCUUACUACCUUUACUUCUUCCCCAUCUACUCCUCUAUCUUCUUCUUCAUCCCUCUGAUGUUCACUGUCGUCUGUUACGUGCAAAUCAUUCAGGCUCUGGCAGCAGCCAAUGUGGAGAACCGCUCCAGGAAGACCCGGGCCGUGGUGAUGGCUGUGGUGGUGCUGCUGGUGUUUGUGGUCUGCUUCACCCCCACCAACAUCAUCCUGAUGGUUCACUAUGUUCAGCUGGCCCACAAGUCCAACGACAGCUCCUACCAGGCCUACCUGCUCGCCAUGUGUAUAGGCAGCCUCAGCUGCUGCCUGGAUCCAGUCCUUUAUUACUUUGGCUCCUCUCAGUGCCAGAAGCAGGUGGCGGCACUACUCAGGUGUAGGCGACUGGAUCGAGCAAGGAGCAGCUCAGAAACACACAGCACAAGAUCCAGCGGAUGGACAGAGAGCAGCAGGUCAUGCAAGAUGGAGGGCGGUCAGGCCGGCCUGGGGAGCCAAUACAGCAGGCUGGAGGCUUAAAUAAACAGACAUGAGGAGCCUGGCUCUGAGAAACUCUGUGAACUUGCACACACACAUCCACAGUGUGACACAUCAGAGUCGGUGUGUAUUACCAAGUGCUCAAGUUGAAUCAAAACAAAUCUCUAGUGCCCUGCAGUGCUGGAUUUAUUUUACUGAAGCGAGCAUAUUUGAUGUAUCAGUACCUGAAAAAACAGUUAGCUUCUAUGCUGCUUUGUAAUCAUAAAAUAUAUAUGUGCAGUCAUUCUUUUCAUCAUAUUCUUGCUUUCAGUGAAAUAUGAAAAUGAAGCAGUUAGUGCAUCUAUAAUAAUGCAGUUUAAAUCAAAAAAAUGUUCCAUGUAAUGUCGUAUGAACUGCGUUGGUUGCAGACAGAAACUGUGCUCUCUAUAUGAUUUUAAUAAUGCAAUACAGUAUCUCAUCGUCUGUUACAAGUUCCUUAAGUAAAUAUUCAAAGUAGGUUGAAUCAUUAAUCACUUGAUGUACUGGUGUUCAUGAAGCCAAGAAUCUGUGUGUACAGUACAGAAAAUUCAGUCAGAACAAAUAACAUUAUACGUGUUUUUUCUUAAUA